Molecule: messenger RNA, 7074 nt
Organism: Schistosoma haematobium
Lineage: Eukaryota; Metazoa; Platyhelminthes; Trematoda; Strigeidida; Schistosomatidae
Product: Menin, variant 2
Exons: 8
Coding region: 124-4224 (1366 amino acids)
Biological process (GO): negative regulation of cell population proliferation; negative regulation of cell cycle; regulation of transcription by RNA polymerase II
Cellular component (GO): histone methyltransferase complex; chromatin; nucleus
Molecular function (GO): Y-form DNA binding; chromatin binding; transcription cis-regulatory region binding
Source: RefSeq, a predicted model, not a curated record
AUUAUCGCGAACGUUUGUUUGUAACUGUGUAGAUUAUGGAGGGAGUUUGUUUUUUCGGCCAACUCCUUGUUAUUUCUAUUUAAGUGAUUGUCCACACCUAGAAGUAACUUUGUUUGCACGGAGAUGACGCUCCGAGCUGGUGCGUCUAAUAUUUCUGUCCGAGCAUGGCGUCGCUACUUCACUCUAUCAUCUGUUGAUGCAGUCAUCGAAUUGAUGCGAGAAGUGUUUAUUAGUUGUGGAGUAGUUUUUUCUGAUGAGCAGACAGGAAUGAAGCAUCUGGAAACUAAUACCAUCAGUAACUCGGAGAUGUGUGACAUUGGAGUCGAUUCCUCCAUCAAAGAGCCUAAUUUGGCUUUCAUAUCUAUUGUAUUAGGUUACAUAGAAAAUCAUCUUACUUCUAGCACAUCAGAAGACUUUGAUUCCAUAAAACUAAAAAAUACUCUUCAUCGCAAACUUGUAUCCAGAAGAAAGGAAAAUUUACCUCAAAAUUACCCCCGUUCACGUUCAUCUUCUCUUACAAAAUCACAAUCACCCUUAUCUGUUCAUCUUGAAACACCAGAGGAACAGUCAGAAGGUUCUAAUGACCACCUGGAACUGAACAAUAAGUUAAGUUCUCUUCCCAGAUCUUUGUCAUCAAAUGUAUUCUUACAAGAAGCUAUUCACGAAUCUCCUGUAUGUCGUCGUCGUGCUAGACGAUUUGGUUCUGCUCGUCGUGUUCGUCAACGAAACGAGUCUGAAAUAUCUGCUUCUGCAGCAACUGCAAUUGAAUCCCCACUCACCAUUGCUGCUAAAAAUGAACCACUACAAAUACUCACAGAUAUACCAGUUAGAAAGCGACGUCGAUUUUCUGAUAGCACUAUACCAAAUUCAGCUUUUCCAUGUUUAACAUUUGAUGAACUUGAACGCUUGUAUUUAGAUUUCUAUAAUCUCAUCACUAAUUCUCCUAAAUUGAAACCUUUUAUAGCAGACACAAUCAGUUUUAUUAAUGGAUCCGAGUCUAAAACACAGAAAUUUCACUGUACUUCAACAAUAACGCCAGCAAAGAAAUACGCAUGUCGUGCACUUAUCUGUGCCAUAUGUGAAGUUUUAUGGAGCCAAAUGACAGCUAGUCGUGUCAAAGAACGAUUGACGCACACACAAAGCGUGUAUUCUUUUCUAACAACGGGCAUUCUAGAUAGUUUCGGAUUGGCGUAUACAGUUGUAGCGGCCUGCCAACUCCUCGGUUAUUCUGAUGUAGACCUAGCAUUAUCCGAAGACCACGGUUGGGUUGAAUUUGGUCCUCCGGAAUCUCGUCAGACAGCUGAUGUAGCUAGUUGGGUACAUGAAUCUCAUACAUCUGCCAGUUCGCAUAAUUCGGAAUUCUCUAAUUCGCAUGAUGAAUUGGUGCAACAAACAGAGCACUCUAGGACUAGAAAAACAUCGUCGUCUACUGAAGAUGAGCAUAAUCCACCUUCCAUUCGCAUUCCACCACUCGAACAUUCUUGGCUUUAUGUAAGUGGAUAUCCGGUAGUUUGUCGUCCACGCAUAAUGGCUGUAGCUGCUGCGAUUGCGGCGAUACAACCAGGGGCUUCAUUAUCUGCUGUCACUCAAGCUCCAACUUCAGAACCUUUUGCUUAUGGCACGCUUUCACCAAAUCCUUCAGUAUCCUCCGGUGGUGACCUUAUUACACCUACCGGUUUAGUUAAGCAUUUAUCAUCAGCAUCAGUGAUCUCGAUGCAGCUGGUUACAUUAAAGCAUCAACUUUUAUGGUUAUGCUUCGAUGCUGGUUGUCUAUCACGUUAUCCUUUGGGAUUAACUAAUUUAGGUGAUUUAGAAGAUGCAUUUCCUACUAUGGGACGACUUGCUACAUAUUUAAAUUCAUUACAUUCAUCAGUUAAAACAAAUUUAAAAUGUACUAGUGAUUUGACAAAUGAAUCAAAUGUUUUGGUGGAUCAGUCUAACUGCUCGUCAUCUGUUUCACCGUCCACUACUACUGCUACUACUACUUCAAUUCCAAAUUCACGUAUAAAACUGUCAGACUGGCGGAAUUCUCAAUUGCCAGAAACUGUUUCACUGGCUUUGGCUCUUUACAAUCGUGCUAUUUUAGUCAAUCAACACUAUUAUUCUAAUCAUCAUGUUUAUCCGUAUACAUGCUUGGCAGGAUGUUUGUACAGGCAUGGAGAUAAUCGAAGUGCAUUGCGCUACUGGGCAGAGGCAUCUAAAGUUAUCGGACAUUACAAUCAUACAUCUGAAGAUUGGGAAAUUUAUCGUGAGCUUUUAGAAAUUGCCACACAUUUAAUGCCUCAAAUGUUUCGAUCGGCUAGUGAGAAUUCACAUUUUUGUUCUGAAGGUUUAGUUGACACUGAUCCCGAUGGUUGCCUGUAUCAACCAGAUAAUAUUCUGGAUGAUCCACACUGCCUUUCUUAUCUGUUAUCAUUUUAUGAUCAUUUAUGUUUAUGGGAAGAAGGUUCACCUGUGCCAGUUUUACAUGUAGGUUGGGUUGAUAAAUUAAUGGUAAAUUUGACACGAUUUACUCAACGUGCUAGACGUCAUCUUUGCUUGUCUAUAGCAUCCGAUAAAGAAGAUAAUAAAAGUGAUAUUGUCCAUUCACCUGCAUUAACACAUUCAACAUGUAGAUCAAGUCGAUGGACAACUGAAUCAACUGAUACAACAAGUGAAACAGGAGUACUGAAUAUGAAUAACAUUAAACGUACUCGUCGAAAUCGAUCGAAUCAAAUCGAUGUCACAUCUAAUUUGUCUACUCCUAUCGCUAAAAAUGAUCUUCCAAAACCGAAUGAUGAUAUUGAUGAUGUAAAUGCUAAACCUGAACUAAUCAAUGAUUAUUAUACUGAUGGAAAUAUUCAAUCUCCAUCUUCUGUAAUAACAAAUCAAGAUAUAACUGGUGAAAUGUCUACAGUAGUUACAAGAGCACAAAAUAACAAGAGCGAUAUGGAAACGGAUUCAUUAGUGGGAGCUAACAAGGGUUCUAAUCCUCAUAUAGUAAAAUCUUGUAGAACUUCUGUCACAGUUGAAAUACCCGAAGAAACAUCCAACACAAAGAUAUCUAUUAAAGAAUCCUAUUCACCCAAUACAAAAUCUGUCCAAUCAUCCACUCAUACAAAUUCAAUGUUUGAUGAUAUUCAAUCUGAUGCGGAUCAGAUUUUGUUGGAUACUGAGGAACAAGAUGGAUCACCUUCUCCACUAAUGGAUUUUCCUAAUCAUGAUGAUUUACUUGCAAGUUUAGUUGAAGCAUGUGAUCAUCGUCUGUUGAAUCCAGCUUUUCUAUGGGGCAUGGAACCUCAUUCACCUUUUCUGCCAGCUAACGUUGCUCCAGAAGAAGCAUUAAAUCGUCUAAUGACAGUAUUAGAAGAAAGUAAACCAUCUGCUUCCAUAAUACACAAUUCAAAUGAUAUAAUAUCUACAGAAACUGUGGUUCAUCAUAUUUUUCCAACACCUCCAAAUUCAGGAAGUUUUACUGGAUCCUCGGAAAAUAUUAUCCAUGAAGAAUCAACUCCAUCUACUACAUUAUCUCAUACAACAUUAUGUACAUCACCUCGAGUUCCAGAAAGUUCAGUACGUGAAAUAGAAAAACUAACAUCAACUGCAAUAACAGUCCCUAUUUGUUUAGAAAAUCAAGAACAUUCAACUAACUACCCUGUUGAUAGAAAUAAUAAUUUAGAAAUCACAUUAAAGACAAGUUCUGUAUUACCAACAGAAAAGCAUACAUUGUUUCCUGACAAUUUUGACACUGUCGAUGGCGGUUGUAAUAAUAAUAAUGGUGAUGGUGUUUCGUCGGAAGAUUUCGACCUUUUAACUAAUAUUCCUAAUGAAUUAAUGGAUUCUGUCGCCAGCCUAGUAGUUGAUAAUCACAAUCACCAUCAAACUGAUCAUCAAACCAAUUCAAACAGUCCUCCUACUGAUUUUUUUGAUUUAUUAUUAGAAUCAGAAAAUAAUUUAAAUACAACAUUAUGUAAUCAACAUCAAUGUGAAAUAGAAAAUCAAGAACAAAAUAUAAAUAUUAAUGGUAAUAAUAGUGUUGUCAACCAGUCGUCAACAAAUCAUCGUACAGUUAAAACAAUGGAAGAAUUAACUGUUCACUUAUCAUUAUAUUCAGUUAAGAUGGCUUCAAUUAUUGAAUUGUUACGAGCGCCUAGAUUGAAUUCCUCGGCGAUUAAACUAGCAUUGACAGCACAAAGUCAAGUGUGUGUUCGCCGAUCUAGUAGUGUACAUUCUAAUUAUUUUUAAUCGUUUUUCCUUCAUUGCAUUGUAGUAUGUAUUUAUCAUUCAUUCUUUGUGGUAUAUAUAUAUUGAAGUUUAUUAGUCUAACUGGAUCAUUUUUUUGUGUAUGUGUGUGCAAAUGUACAUAGAUACUUAUUAUGUGUCUGUAUGCUUGAUCCAAGUGUUCAUUAUUCUUUUUGUAAUUCUUUCGAUUUGUUCAUUGUUUAUUUUUUUCAAAUCUAUUGUAAACACUAGAUUACUGUUACCUUUGUUAAUUAGGGAUAGAAUCAUUAAAUCAUGUCUAUUAUUCUCAAUUGUCAGUUUUGCAUUAUGAUAUUUCUCGUUUCUUUUUACUUGUUAUCUGUACAUAAGCAUAUGAGUAUAUCCGUGUAUUCAUACGUUGCUCUUAUGUUUUAUUUCAAUAGAUCUUUGCGUUAGUUAACACAUUUCUAUCCAUCUAGAUAUACCAUCAAUAACUAUUAUCAUUCAUAUUAUUGAACAUUAAAUCACUCAUUUUUGCUACAUAUAUGUGUAUUAUAUGUCGUUAAAAGGAUUACUUGAAGCUUUUACUUUCUGUCUAAUUAAAAGUAUCCCCGAAUUCCCCUUAUAUAUCAAUGCAUAGAAAUUUCCUUUUUCUGAAAUUCAGUUGUUCUUCUUAGAUGGUAUUUAACUAUUACAUUUUGCCAGUUGUACACACUUUUCUUGUAUUGUCUUUUUAUGCCUAACUCUCUCUCUCUCUCUCUGUCCGUAUUCUCUCAUCAGCCAUUAUUGCCAUCCUCCAUUGUCCAUACAUACAUAUGAUUCACUUUUUAAAAAAAACUAUUUUGUUUAAAAGUAACUACAAAACUAUUUUUUUGUGUCUUCAAAAGAGGAAUUUUCAAAAUAUUUUUUCUAUCGUUUUGUAACCUACAUUAAUUGUGUAUUAUUAUUACUCUUAUAAGUGUAUAUUGAUUCGCCUGUACAUUCUACUUAUUUUUCUAUUAUUUUACUCAGACUUUGUAUGUGUGCUUACUUAUUGUCUACAUGUGUUUCUAUGCUGGACUCAUGUUGAAACACGACAAAAACAUGUGUAUGUAUAUUUCAUUGUAUUUUCUUUUACACCGAAAAUAAUAUAACUAUCUGCGUUUUUCUCAUUCAAAUGUAUGUUGUUUUGUACAUGUGUAUGUGUGUGUUUGUGUGUACGUUUUGUAAAGUCGACGUGUAACUCUUUUACCUCUUGGUCGUCCCAACACCGGUUGAUUCCUCUCUGUAUUUUUUUUAUUUCUAAAAAAAAUCUUGACCAAACAUGUGUUUUGACCUCAGAUUAAAUUUUAUCGAAUUUGUUUAUUUACACUUUUUUUAUUAUAAAAAACUCUAAUAGUUUAUUUGAUUGUUCUAAAUUCCGGUGAAUUAAUUCAUUCGUGUUAUGUCUAUGUAAAUCUGUAAAGAGUCACUAUUAAAAGCCUUUUGUGUUUCAAUUUGUGUUUAUUACUAAAUUCUCAACUUUUAGAAAGUUUACACUGUUGUUCUGAGUGGUCGUCCGAGUCUGAUACUGAUAUAUGUACAGUUCUUGUAUACAUCCCCAAUUAGCUACUUGCAUAAGGAAGGUAAGAGUAAUUAGGGAGAUUUAUUGGCUACCAAAUAGGAAUAUAUCCACAUAUUCAUUAAUUAAUAUGGAUUUUUCCAUCGAAAAGCCAGAGUGUUAGCCUUUCUCCCUCGGAUAAUUAAGCCACAUUUUAGCCGAUAUCGUACACUCGUUAGCAUCUCUUGUCUAUCAUUUGGUCCUGGACUGAUGUGUCCGGUCGGCCCAGCCUAUCAUACCCAUAACAUUUGAACAUGUUUUUUGAAAGAUGUAUCGGGAGUCAUGUGUUAAUGCAUUUGCGAUAGUCGACUGAACUAAAACAUAAUUCUGAGGUGGGAAAACAGAACAAACUCAAUAGUGGUUUUAGAAAUUUUGCUUUUAACCUAAACUCUGUUUACUCUACCCAUCUGUAGCAAAUCAUAUUAAAUCUAACCAAAGUUCUUAAUGUAUUUUUUACUUGGAUGAUAAGACAUUGACUUAUGAACCGCAUCAUAGUUCCCAGAAUUCUGCAACCUAAAUCCUGGGUAGGAAGUACGGUAAAGUUUUUAUUUCGAAGGUUGGUCAGUGUAUUCAGAACCAAAGUAUUUAUGGGUCUUUAUCUGACUAAGUUUUCGUAACGUGUUAAAAUUAAUGGUAUAGUCUAUUGGAAUCUAAUCAGGUUACUGCACAGCUUGUCUUCUAGAAUACCAAUUGAACUACGUGUGUUCAGCAUUCCCCUAGCUUCUAGAUAUUUUUAAGGGAUGAUUGAGGGUUAUCCAUAAUGUCUUCUUAUUAAAAUGAUUUUAUUUUUAUUUUGGAAUAAUAAAAAGACUAGCCAUGACUUCUUUGAGAUUCAUAAUAAUAAUGAUCUUACUCGGAGUCCUAACCAUGGUUUCAAAUGUUAGUACUUAACAUCACAACUACUUAAUUGACUGUUCUCGUUCAAUAUAUACUUCAACAAACUAAAAGUUUCUCAUUUGUACAAAUAAUUUCUUAUAAUAAGCCGUCAUACACGAUAUGCUCACUUCGUGCUCAUACCACAAGCAAUUUUACUGUAGAACCCUGUGCACUGGUUACUUUACAAUUUUUGGCCAACCCUCUGAUCCAUCCAUCCCAGACCUUAUGGGCCUUUCCAGAAAUAGUUUGUUCAAGCGCCAAAACGAAGUUUUUCUCCAGCACUACAAUCACGUUUUCAAUUCAAAGUUAUCCUCUUUUACUUCUCGUUAAUCAGAUAGAGUAGGUGAUUAGGACGAUCUCCAUCGAAUGACCGCCAAAUCCAUGAAACACUACGUGGAAGUGUUAGUAGAACUUUUUCUCCCCAUACAAUUGUUUACUUU